Colius striatus (speckled mousebird) is the source of this 4512-nucleotide messenger RNA. RefSeq names its product 5',3'-nucleotidase, mitochondrial (gene NT5M). The record is from RefSeq and is a predicted model, not a curated record. Gene Ontology annotation, molecular function: 5'-nucleotidase activity. Gene Ontology annotation, biological process: pyrimidine deoxyribonucleotide catabolic process. Lineage: Eukaryota; Metazoa; Chordata; Aves; Coliiformes; Coliidae. The transcript has 5 exons. Bases 526 to 1224 code for a protein of 232 amino acids.
GUUUGCCUCUGGGGUCGGUGCCCCGCCGAACCCCCGCUCCGGGGAGCGCGGCCAGGGCAGGCUUACAGCAGGCGAGAGGCGCGUCGGAGCCGCGCUGUCGCAGGGCGUUUGUGCCGCUUUAAGGCGGUGCCGCCGCUCCGGGCUCGGUCAGGCACCGGGAAGAGGAACUGGGCUUUGCACUGCCGGGUCGGGGCGAGCGCACCGCCGUGCACCGGGCGGCUGCGGGUCCCCCGCACCAUCUCCCGCCGCUGCCUGCUCCGCGGUCGCUGCAAGGGAGGGAUGGGGUGGGGAGGGGAAGGAGGCGCUUGGGGCAAGGACGGGCCUUUGCAUCCGCACCGCACCCCCCUCGCAGCCCCUCUGCUCCCCAUUGCAUCCCCUUCGCAUCUCCCUCGCUUUUUCCUUCUGCUGCAAGGAGCUGUGCUUGCCAGGGCCACCUUCUUGCAGGGUGCGUGCUUGAAAUAAAAGCCCCCCCACCCCACCCCGCGGAGAGACCCCAUCCCCUGCCCCGAGUCCCCUCCCUCUGCCAUGAUUUUGCUGAGCAGCUUCUUGCAUCUGCGUCCUCGGCGCUGCGGCCCCUUCGGAGGGCUGGGCAGGGGGGCCAGCCCCGCCGCGGGGUCUCGCAGGGCUCUGCGGGUGCUGGUGGACAUGGACGGGGUGCUGGCUGACUUCGAGGGAGGCUUCCUCAAGAAGUUCAGGGCCAGGUACCCCAACAAGCCCUACAUUGCCCUGGAGGACCGGAGGGGCUUCUGGGUGUCGGAGCAAUACGGGCGCCUGGGACCCGAGCUGAGUGAGAAAGCCAUCAGCAUCUGGGAAUCCAAAAACUUCUUCAUUGAGCUGGACCCACUCCCUGGGGCUGUGGAAGCUGUGAAGCAAAUGGCAAAUUUGGCAGACACCGAUGUGUUCAUCUGCACAAGCCCAAUCAAGAAGUACCGCUACUGCCCUUACGAGAAGUACGCCUGGGUGGAGAAGCACUUCGGGCCCGAGUUUCUCGAGCAGAUCGUUUUGACACGAGAUAAGACAGUGGUUUCUGCUGACCUGCUUAUAGAUGACAGACCUGAUAUAACAGGGGCUGAGCUGAAUCCCAGCUGGGAGCACGUGCUCUUCACGGCGUGCCACAACAAGCACCUGCAGCUGAAGCCACCCAGCCGGAGGCUGCAGUCCUGGACCGAUGACUGGAGGGCCAUUCUGGACAGCAAACGGCUGCCACCCGGCCAGGCCACCUAAACACCAGCUUCCCACAGCCACCUGGGGCUGUGGCCACCCAUCAGGUCCCUGCAGAGUCCUGCUGAAGGCUGAAAGCACAGAUGGACAGACAGACAGAUGCUGUCCCUGCAGCGGAGAGGGAGAUGAGGGUGAGCUGAAGCAGGAAGGCCACCCACACCCACAGAGCAGACUCCAGCCUGUCUAUGCCACGAGGGACCAGCAGCAUGACUGGCCUCAUGGACACAACAGCCUGGCUGGGGGGCAUUUCCCACUGGCUCCUGGGGCCUCUGUGUUGCAUCUGCAUCCCCUGUGAAGCCACUCCGGUGUUUCUGAUGGGCAGAGUCACCCUCAGUGUGUCACUGCCCUUGCCUGGUGCACUGCAUGGCACAGACCAGCUCUGCACCCUCCUCUCUGCAUUGCAGUCAGGGGUCAUGCGGGUGGUGUGUGUUGCCCCACAGGGCUUCCUACUGAGGGGUUGCCUGAGGAUAUUACCUCCUGGCCUGUGCGUGGUCUGGGAGGGAGAGGGAUUGGAAGGGCAAGGGGAGCAGACAGAUGCUGCCCAGGCUUCCUGCAUUAGCUCAGCUGUGCUGUUCUUUGCAGCUGAUGCAACAGGACAUGCUUCCCUGCAGGAAGAGUCCCUGCAAUGGGACAUGAGGACAGUACCACUUCUCCCAUGGAUGUGGGCAUGAGGAGAGAGCCCUGACGUGCUCACACCUGAGCUGUAGCUGUCCUGCAGCUGGUGGGAGGGUUCCCUGCUUGUCUUCAUCCCUGAAAGCUGCCACAGCUUCAGAGGUGGGACAUUAGAGCUGGUUUGGGUUGAAGAGGUGGACUCUUUUCCCUCCUGCUCAUCACUCACGCACAGCUUGUUCAGGACAUCUCUGGGGCAGCGAGCAGUUAGUGGCAGUGCCAGCCCUUCCUGAGAGCUGGGCAGCUACUGCAGGAGCUCAGGGCUCACCCUGCCAGCUGGUUAUCGGACAGCAGCUCCUUGGGUUUCAAAGCCAGGAAGGUCUGCACAUGCAGGCUGUAUGAUGAAAUCAUCCCAUCUCCCUCCUCCUGGUAGUACCUGACAUCAUCCUGCCCAGAAUGCUCUGAGUGUGUGUCCAACAGGCAUCUUCCUUCCAUGCAGAGGUCCUGGGUGCUGUGUCCCACUAAGGUCAGGCGCUGGGACUGUCCAUGCCACAGAGCAUCCCGAAGCCUUCUCUGCAGAGCCAUCAGGAGCUGAUGGAGAAGCAGAGUGGGUGGACGAGCUAUGCCAUUGCUGAGAGUGGGUAAAGCAGAGGCACCAUGUGUGUCCAAAGGAUAGGCUGAGGGUUGCAUUGGUGGAGGAUUGCCAUGGCUGCAUAUGUAGGUGGUGUCCCAGCUUUGGAUGUCUGGGGAUGGAGCGUGCAGCCAGCCUCGCUUGCCUCAUGCCAGGACUCCUGCAGCAAGGUUUUGGGGGCUGGGCCAGUGCAAAGAGGCUGCAGCAUGUGUGCUAUCUGUGCCAGCUACCACUGCCAGCCAACUGUGCUGGGGCUACUGGGUUCCAGGAGUGGUCAGCACUGCAGAGAACCUGCAGCUGGGCACUGCAGAGGGAACAUUUGCGCCAAGGGGCAGCUCCAAGAAGGAUGCUUUCUGCAUAGCUGUGCCACAGCCUCGUCACCUGCCUGGCUUGUUCUGCCUCCCCAAGCCCGCAUCAGCCCAGCCUUGAGCUGCAGCAACCCGGCUGCCACCAGCAGCAGCACCGGAAAGCAGCCGCUGCUGCUGCUGCUCCUCCACCCAGCCCCAUAGAAGAGUGCUGGGGUGAACCAGCACCCAUUCCUGCCUAUGGCACUGCUGUAAGGCAGACACAGCCUGGCCAGCACAAGCGGGAGCUGGCCCUGCAAAGCUCCAGGGAUGUACGUCAGGGCUGGUGUGUGUCAGUGCUGACACUGCUGCAGCCCCACUCCUGCCUGCCCCCAUGCCAGCCAGGAUCCCACUGCAUUCUCCUGCUCUCCUGGCCCCAAGGACUUGAUGACUGCCAGAGUAAAAUUCCCCAGUGGAACACAUAGCCCCAUGGCUGGGGGUGGUAGCCAGGGCUUGGCCGGGGUUAGCCACUCCAUGCAACUUGCUCAUGCCUUUGGCUUGCUUCUCCUCCCUCCUCUGGGCCUCCUUGUCAGCAAAAACUGGGAGCUCAAAGCCACACAGCUAACAAAUAGCUUAAUUCAGCAGCAGCAGCCAACACCCAGCUAUGUCCAGGACCUGGAGGGGCUUCUGAGCCGGUACUUCGGAACUGUUGCCUUCCCUGGCUGCUACGGGGCAAGGGCUGAGGCCAUCUGGGGCCUUUCUGAAAGCUGCCCUGUCUCAGCAUGGAACGAGUGCAUAAGGACAGUGGUGGCUGGCCUAUGGUGGUGAGAGGAUACCACAUACCACAAGGAUCUUUGGGGUUGAUUUUAAUUGUUCAAACCACUGGGUGCUUCUCUGGGCCGUGGAUUUGGCCUGGGGGUGAGUUUGGGAGCUGCCUUGGUCAGGGGUUUGCAGGCAGGGAGCUGGGACAGUGUGUGAGCACUGUGGGCAGCCACCACAGCUGCUGAGCAUUAUAUACCUCUGGGCUCUGCAGCACCAAACCCAACAGCACCAUUUAAACAUGAGUUGCCCAAACUCUGGAGUCUUUUUGCAGCCCAUUUGCAACACCAAAACUGGAGCUAGCAUGUUGUUAGGGCAGCUGCCCAAACCAGCCACCUUCCCCUGAGACUGAGCUGGACUCUGGCCACCAGCAGGUCUUUCCCUCUCGGUGGGACAUAUGAUACUGGAGAGACCAUGAGGCUUCAUGCCAAAUAUACUUGAAAGAAGAGCUGGGGUUUCUCAUGCAUGAGGCUCUGACUCAACACACACAACUCCUGAGCAGGUAGCUGGCCUGUUUGCACCCGCUGAGCUCGGAGCUGGGAGGUGGCUCUUCAUCACCCAACAGAUUGGCCUUUCCAGUGUUGAAGCCCUUCUGUGGCCAGCUGAGACGCACAAAGCUUUUACUUUUUAAUGUACAUCUAUAAAACUGAGGCCAAUGAGGAGCACUGCAAUAAACACUGGGUUUUAUUGGCAUCUAGCUUCCUGGAAACGGAGUUUGGGGUUUGUAGUUUCCCACCCGUGGCUCUGCCCUCUGCGUGGGGACAGCGAGGGGUUCACCUGUAGGCUUGGGCAAGUUCCUGUGCCCCCAAAGCCUGUAACCAGCCCCCAGCAGUGUCAUUACCCCUUAGACAGAGUCUCUGUGGGAAGCAAAAGGGGGGGUUUAGGCAGCAGUCAGUUUCCUAGAGACCUUUUGUAAUAAAUAAAGCUGUAAAGUGUGUCUCCCGUUGG